This is a messenger RNA of Gossypium raimondii (Peruvian cotton), 4224 nucleotides long. RefSeq names its product histidine kinase 5. The transcript has 13 exons. Gene Ontology annotation, biological process: protein autophosphorylation; phosphorelay signal transduction system. Gene Ontology annotation, molecular function: phosphorelay sensor kinase activity; histidine phosphotransfer kinase activity. Bases 507 to 3563 code for a protein of 1018 amino acids. NCBI's taxonomy places the organism in Eukaryota, Viridiplantae, Streptophyta, Magnoliopsida, Malvales, Malvaceae. The record is from RefSeq and is a predicted model, not a curated record.
AUACAUAUAAAAUACCAAGGAAAAAAGAAGAAGGCAAGAUUCAGAGAAUUAUCUAUUGUUUUUGACCUCUGAUCGCACACGGCUUCUUUUCUCCUACAUUUUUGUUUCUCUUUUCAGUCACAUGCUCUCCUCUCUCUCUCUCCUCUUAUAACUUGCCCGCUUCAGCCUUUCUUCUUCCCUUUCGUUUUUUCUUCUUCUUUUUUUGCAUUAAAAAAGAGUUAUUCAUUAGCAUUUGAAGGCUGUUGACUGAAUAUCUGGACAGAAAAGGUGUUCCUCAGAUCUACAGUUAAAAAUAUUUUGAGUUUUGGAUUUGCCGUCAACCUUUUGCUUGUUCUUCUUCUCCGUCAAGGCUUUGUUAUUUUCAGGACUGGAUGUGAUUCAAUCUCAAAGGAUCUGCUCUGAUUAAAAGAUGAUUUAUAGAGACAUACGAGAAGCAUAGAUUGGUGAUCUAUUGAUGUUAAUUUAUGUUCUCAACAGUUCAAACAGGUUGUAAUUAACUGAUUUCCAUGGUUUGUAAGAUGGAGACCGAUCCAAUUGAAGACAUGGACGUCGAAGUCCUUUCUUCAAUGUGGCCUGAAGAUAUUGAACAUGAAGCUGGGAAGCAGUUUAAUGUAGAAAACCCAAGAGGUGACCAAGAUAUGUUGGAAGAGGUAACAAUUGUGGGGGAGCCAACCAUAGUUGAUUUCCAACAUCUUAUAGAGCUAACUAAUUAUACAGACAAGGGCUCGUCUCAGUUAGCAUACCUUGUAAAACACUGGGAAUAUAAGCAAGCGAAUGCUGUUCGUCUUCUUAGAGAAGAACUUGACAAUUUAAGCAGACAAAGACAGGAAUCUGAGCUCAAGAAAUUAGAGAUAUUGGAGGAACAUCGUUUCGAGGAAAGGUAUGGAGGAGAUAAACGCCCGAUUUCCAUACUGGAUGGCAUUUAUGAUAUAUGGCAAGAAGUUCCUCGGAGGAAAUAUAAUAUUAUGGUUCCAAGUAAAAGAGUUGAAAUUGAUGCCGAGUAUGAUACUGUCAUAUACUGGAAACAGCGAGCCGCGCACUUGGAGAAAAUGUUGGAAGCCAGCAUGCAGAGAGAGCAGCAACUCAUGGAAAAGUUGCAGGAAAGCAUAAAAAAUCUGGAAAAACAGUCUUCACCAGUAGAAGAGUUGUCCCAAGUUCUUAAAAGAGCAGAUAAUUUCUUACAUUUUGUACUUCAAACUGCACCCGUUGUGUUUGGGCAUCAGGAUAAAGAGCUGCGGUAUCGCUUUAUUUAUAACCAUUUUCCAAGUUUACAAGAGGAGGACAUUUUAGGAAAAAGAGAUGUGGAAAUUUUUACUGGAUCUGGUGUUAAGGAGUCUCAGGAUUUUAAAAAAGAAGUGAUGGAUAAAGGAUUGCCUGCAAAAAGAGAAAUCACAUUUGAGACAGAACUAUUUGGGUCGAAGACGUUCUUGAUAUAUGUGGAACCUGUUUUUAGCAAGGCAGGGGAGACUAUUGGUAUAAAUUACAUGGGCAUCGAUAUAACAGAUCAGGUACGGAAAAGGGAAAGGAUGAUAAAGAUACGAGAGGAGAUUGCGGUACAAAAGGCAAAGGAAACAGAACUCAACAGAACCAUACACAUAACAGAGGAGACAAUGCGUGCAAAACAGAUGCUGGCAACCAUGUCCCAUGAGAUAAGAUCUCCUCUAUCUGGGGUUGUUAGCAUGGCAGAGAUCUUGGCCACAACGAAACUUGACCGAGAGCAAAGACAAUUAUUAGAUGUUAUGAUAUCUUCAGGAGAUUUGGUCCUUCAACUUAUAAAUGACAUCCUUGAUCUUUCCAAGGUUGAAUCAGGUGUCAUGAAGUUGGAGGCUACAAAAUUCCGACCGAGAGAGGUUGUAAAGCAUGUUCUCCAGACAGCUGCAGCAUCAUUGCGGAAGAUUCUUACGUUGGAAGGAAAUGUAGCAGAUGAUGUUCCUAUUGAGGUCAUAGGAGAUGUGCUAAGAAUUCGACAAAUUCUCACCAACUUGAUCAGCAAUGCUAUCAAGUUUACACAUGAAGGAAAGGUAGGAGUAAAACUUUAUGUAGUCCCAGAGCCGCCUUUUGCAAAAGAAGGAUCUCAGAAUGGGUCUGCUGGAUCAACUGCUAAUCAAUCCACAACUAAUGUACCAAAAGAAGAGACAUGUACAUCAACGUCUCAAACUAGCAGUGACCAGAGAGGAUUUCAUGGUAAGAAACACGAAGGUUCUUGCCAAGACCGUUCACAAAGUGAACGUGGUACUCCAGUAACGAAUGGAACAAUAGAUGUAACCGAGGAGCAAGCAGAAUUACCUGAAACAACAGUUUGGAUUCGCUGUGAUGUAUAUGACACUGGAAUUGGCAUACCUGAAAAUGCUUUACCCACACUUUUUAAGAAGUACAUGCAAGUCAGUGCCGAUCAUGCCCGUAAGUACGGUGGGACAGGACUUGGCCUCGCAAUAUGUAAACAGCUGGUUGAGUUAAUGGGCGGCCGUCUUACUGUGUCUAGCCAAGUGCAUUGCGGUUCUACAUUUACGUUUAUCUUACCUUAUAAGGUUUCUCUAUCAUGUGAUCAUUCUGAUGACGCGGAUGACAACCUCUCAGAUAUGGAUGAUCAUGGUGCUACGGAUGAUGAUGCAACGGCUGGCUUUUUCCAAUUCCAGCCACGUACUUUGGGUUCCCUAUUUUCUUCUAAUGGAUCUAGCAGAACCCAAAAUUUAUUAGCACAUAAUAUUGGCUAUGUAAAUUCGCAUAAAAUUAAUGGGUUCUCAGAGAAUUGUUAUUCAUUUCCCACGAGUAAUGGUCAAACAAAGGAGAUGGAUUUAUUUGAGGAUGCUUGUUCUGUUGCUGAAGCUUUAGAGAUAUCACCUGAGCCUGAAAGUUCAUUUAGUCACAGCCCAGACCACGAUAAUGAAAGAGCAAUUUGCAGAGACAAGCAUCAUCACAAUGUUGUAAAUGCUGAGAACAAAGUUUCUACCAGAGAUGUGUCAAGUUGCUCAGAGACAAGCAGAGAGGUGGAUGUGAAAGAGAAGAUAACUGAGCCCCAGCUGCCAGCGGAGAGGCAGGGGAGAUCUGACAGCGGUUUUCAGUCCACAUUAAACAGCAGCCGAGAAGCAUCAAAUUCUAUCUCAAAGCCAAAGAUCCUCCUGGUGGAAGAUAAUAAAAUUAAUGUAAUGGUGACGCGGUCAAUGAUGAAGCAGUUAGGCCACACAAUAGAUGUUGUGAGCAAUGGUGUAGAAGCUGUCCGUGCAAUUCAGUACCAUAGUUAUGAUCUUGUCUUGAUGGAUGUGUGCAUGCCGGUCAUGGAUGGCCUUCAAACAACGAGAUUGAUUCGUUCCUUUGAGGAAACUGGUAAUUGGGAUGAAGCAGCAAAGGCUGGGAUAGAGAAGCCUUCACCAUCUUCUGAUUCAUUACAACCAGAUUGUACACCUCCAAAUCGUAUCCCCAUAAUUGCAAUGACAGCAAAUGCAUUGUCAGAGAGUGCUGAUGAGUGUUCUGCAAAUGGCAUGGACUCGUUUAUUUCAAAGCCUGUAACUUUCCAAAAACUGAAAGAGUGUCUCGAGCAAUAUUUGCCACGAUGGAAACAAUAGGAAACAGCGCAAAACUCAAAGUUCAACUGAUCUAUCUUGACCUUUGCGGGCUAAAUUGUUGUAUUCCAUUGACAGCUACGAUGCCUGGGGGGAAAACUUAAGUUGCUGCUCUCACUGCAACCUUGGCAACAGCAAUAUGCAUUAACGGGAGGAGAGAUCAAGGGUCCAACUAGUGGUAGCUGGUUCAAUGGUUUUGCAUGUUGAAGAACCUGCAGAGAUACAAGUGAUCUUAGUCGAUGACUUGUGAGAAAAUUUUCCACGAACCAUUACAUCUAGGCAUAUUUCAUCACGCAUUAAAUGCCGACUAUUCUCACCAACUCCCCAUAAACUGGGAUGCAUCAUUGGACCCAACCUUUUUGCUGGUUUAGGUGAGGGAACAGAUCAAGUGAAGAUUACAUGCGGAAGAAAAAGAAAUUUAAAACCACAUGGAUUUACCAUUCCAGUGGUGAACAAAUAACGCCUGGAGGUAACAUCAUGCUUCCAACAGUGCGCGUUCCAUGAAUGAAGCCAUGCCUCAAAAUGUCCUGCAAUAAGAAACGCAAAAUCUUUAAGUGAUGUAAAGAACCAUAACUACUAGAUGGUGAUAGUUUCAUGUUAUUACUUAGCAAGCUUACCAUUAGCAAUAAGGAAAUAAGAAGCAAUGUGGAAGUUAAGUGCAGAA